Messenger RNA from Bactrocera tryoni, 896 nucleotides. RefSeq lists its product as uncharacterized. Bases 83 to 790 code for a protein of 235 amino acids. Gene Ontology annotation, cellular component: endoplasmic reticulum. Gene Ontology annotation, biological process: proteasome core complex assembly. The record is from RefSeq and is a predicted model, not a curated record. Lineage: Eukaryota; Metazoa; Arthropoda; Insecta; Diptera; Tephritidae. Gene Ontology annotation, molecular function: proteasome binding. The transcript is spliced from 3 exons.
AUGACAAGCGAAAAUAGCGAUCUAAUUUUGAAAAAGCAAUUAUUCACAGCCGAAAUCGUUCCUGAAAUUAAACCAUUUAGAAAUGGGUUGUCCAAUGGCUUUUGGUGAACUAAAUAUUCCGUCUUCACGUGCCUUCUGGGAUGAUUGUGAUGAGGACGAGCCAGUCCAAAGGGAUACGGAAACAAAAAAACUCGAAUUACUGUACGAACCAAAUGAACCCCAAACGCCUUUACCCAGUAAGAUAUUUCUGUUAAUUGAGGGUAAGGACGUGUCAGAAUUUGUGGAAGCGGCUUUAUUAGGAGGAGCUCGGAAUAUAUGUAAAUUGCCAUCACCUAAGUCAUCUUUGCAUUAUGUGCAGGACAAGGAACUUUUGAUCGCGCUGUUGCAGGAAGAUCUAACAAAUAGUGGUGAAUUGACAGAGUUAUUACUUCCGUAUGCGAAAGAGGCGGAAAAAGUUAUUACGUUGACCGUAAAAUCCAAAAUAGAGUAUCAGAGUGAAAAUUUGAAAUGUGUACGUGAUGACAUUACCUUCAUAAGGGGCAUUACUUCCAAAUCGUCCCAAGUCGAAGAGCUUGAACCACCUAAUUUCGUAGUGGGUGUGGCAGCUGGAAUUGCUUGUUGGAGGCACAACGCGAACUUGCCUUCGUCGGCCUAUGUUGCCUAUACUGACAAUGUCUCGUUGGAUACAUUGGCUGCAAAGCCCAUAAUAAAACUGCUACAAGAAGUGGGGAUAGAUUGUAAGGACAGUUACAAACCUAUUUAUAGAGAAGCGUCUCACCUAUAUAUGUAAGAUUUUGUAAAGGUGCUAAAGGGUUAAAAACUUUAUAUUUUUAUAUAUACAAAAGUUAAAUAAUUGGUGAGAAGAAAUAUGAACAAUUUGGGAUUGUUAAAAUGAA